AAGGUGCUAAAAAGAAAGAACUCUUAAAACUGAAUCAGAUUAUUGAGAGAGAUCCUUCUCCAGUCCAACUCUCAAAAUCAGAACAACCUCGAACUACACUCCACCCUUUUCACCUGAAACACACAUACCCCUCUUUCCUCGUAUUGAAACAAAACAAAAAAGUAUUAAUCUGAGCUUGAAAUAGUACGAAGAAGAAGAACAACAAAAAUGAGAAGACGACCAGGAAUCGGAGGCUUACAGACCGCCGCUGCUGCUAGGGAUCAAUAUCGUUUGGUGGGUGAAAAUGUAGCGAAGAUUAGAACCGAUAUGAUGAAGGAACAGCUCGCCACUUUUCGCACUCAGCUCGAAGAAUUCGCUCGCAAACACAAGAAUGAUAUACGCAAGAACCCGGCAUUCAGGUCGCAGUUCCAUAAAAUGUGUGCAAAAGUAGGGGUGGAUCCGUUGGCCUCAAACAAGGGUUUCUGGGCUGAGUUGUUGGGGAUUGGUGACUUCUACUAUGAACUCGGAGUACAAAUUGUUGAGAUUUGCUUGGCAACAAGACCCCACAAUGGAGGCUUGAUAAACCUGCAGGAACUCUGCAUUCUGCUUCGUCAGCGGAAAAGUGAUCGUGAAGCUGUUUCUGAGGAUGACUGCCUGCGUGCUAUAAGUAAACUGAAGGUAUUGGGUAGUGGUUUUGAGGUGAUUUCUGUUGGAAAGAAAAAGCUUGUUCGGUCUGUUCCAACUGAAUUAAACAAAGACCAUAAUGAAAUUUUAGAGCUGGCUCAGGCUCAAGGCUUUGUGACUGUUGAAGAAGUAGAAAGACGGCUUUCUUGGACCUCUGGUCGUGCUAUUGAUGCUCUUGAUACUUUACUAGAUGAGGGUCUUGCAAUGAUUGAUGAUGGCCAUAGAGAUCGUAAACGCCGAUAUUGGUUCCCUUGUGUAUCUUCCAACUCAACUCCAGUAGCUGAUACUUGAAAGCAAAUGUUUUCAAAUCAACUCAAUUUCAUGUCUGUUACACCGCACUCAAAAGAUAAAGAGCAGAAUUGUCAUAUGUGCAAAUAAAAAAAAAAGAAAAAAAAGAAAAAAGAAUUGUCAUAUGUAUACUAUUUGUUAUAACAGUUUUAGGAAGGAUCUGCUACUGUCAAUUGUCAAUGUUGUAUCAACAAAAAUGGCCAAUUUAAACUAAUUAAACGAAUCUUAGAUGCUUGACUCAACUUAUUUACGUCUUGCAAUUAUAACAAACAUUGUUAUCGCUGAGUGCAAAAAAAA
This is a messenger RNA of Quercus lobata, 1248 nucleotides long. RefSeq names its product vacuolar protein sorting-associated protein 22 homolog 1-like. Bases 208 to 954 code for a protein of 248 amino acids. Lineage: Eukaryota; Viridiplantae; Streptophyta; Magnoliopsida; Fagales; Fagaceae. The record is from RefSeq and is a predicted model, not a curated record. Gene Ontology annotation, biological process: protein transport to vacuole involved in ubiquitin-dependent protein catabolic process via the multivesicular body sorting pathway. The transcript has 7 exons. Gene Ontology annotation, cellular component: ESCRT II complex.